AUGGCUACGUCUUCGAACGUCUAUCUCUCACCGUCGCAGCCGUUGGUGUUCCACGUACCAGACAUCAGCUUCGAGACUGCCACUGCGACCAGCAAGCUACUGCAGAAGAAUCACGAGAAUCACCACAUCUUCUUUAACCAAUCGGGCUUCCAUAAUCAUAUCGCUCAUCAUCUCCUCACUUUCUUCGCUCUCAAUGGUACACCUACUGAGCUGGAGCGUGCCUGGGUUGACAAUGCGUCUUAUCAGCGACAACUGGUUCCGCUCGAUUCACAUGUCGUAUCACAGCUGCAUGAUCAAAAUGUUUACGAGGCUUAUUUGGGUCGCGAAGAAGAGGUACUGCGUGAGUUCAUCUUGAAGGGAAAUAAGCGGGCUGACGAUAUGCUGGUGCGUAUGUUCGAUGGUAUCCUUCACCCACUCAUUCACCUUGGAUUCGGUGUAGAGUUUGAGCAGCCUGCAAUCAUUGCAGAAGCUUUGGCGUUAGCUGCUGUGCACGACGAUUGGGACGCAGCAAGAUUGAUUGAGAGCGAAACGAUUGCCAAGGCAAAUGACCUAGAUCGACGACCAGACGCAACCAUUCAUUCAACCAGUUUCUGCAGUAGAGUAUAUGUUACGGAGAGGAACCUGGAGGAGAAAACUGCCGAGAUGAUCAACGCAGUUGUCUACUUCACCAGUGCCGCGCAAAGCCCAAAGCACCAGGUCAAAUUUGACUUCUUUAAUAUCCACGCCGUUAACCUCAGCAUCUUCUUCAGUGCUUUCCUGCAACAAUCUUGGCUCCCAGUGUCCAGCAAAAUCCGCCUCCUCGAGUGGAAAAUCCGCAUGGAUCUCACCAUAUACGCAUCGCCACGACCGCCGAGACUCCAGUUCGACGAGAUCACUGGUUAUCAACAUAAGCAAGACACUUCAUGGAACACUAUCUUCGAGCGUGUCAGAAGGAUUCGAGACGAUGGACAUGCAAGCAAGUUUGUUCGGGCCCUUGCAAACGGCGAGCAUGUGUGCAGAAAAUAUGAACACAAACCAGGCUUCAUCGUCAAAGGCGAUAUGUGGAAGGCAAUAGCUAAUAUGUUCAUUGAGAGUAUAGAUGGCUCGCCUGACUACAUACGAGGGGGAGGUUGGUCCAGAGUACCAGUACGCAAGCACUCAGGAUUGUGA
Molecule: messenger RNA, 1149 nt
Organism: Alternaria alternata
Lineage: Eukaryota; Fungi; Ascomycota; Dothideomycetes; Pleosporales; Pleosporaceae
Exons: 5
Coding region: 1-1149 (382 amino acids)
Molecular function (GO): oxidoreductase activity
Source: RefSeq, a predicted model, not a curated record